Molecule: messenger RNA, 6454 nt
Organism: Dunckerocampus dactyliophorus (ringed pipefish)
Lineage: Eukaryota; Metazoa; Chordata; Actinopteri; Syngnathiformes; Syngnathidae
Gene: rp2
Product: RP2 activator of ARL3 GTPase
Exons: 5
Coding region: 2810-3745 (311 amino acids)
Biological process (GO): post-Golgi vesicle-mediated transport
Cellular component (GO): cilium; periciliary membrane compartment
Molecular function (GO): GTPase activator activity
Source: RefSeq, a predicted model, not a curated record
UCUGAUACAUUUUUAAGAUAACGUUACCUGUGGGGGUGAGUUACGCAAUGCAUCUCAACGCGUGUGCUUAAUGUCGCUAGCUAGCACUUUGCCGACCAAUUCAGUUUAACACAGAAAUGGUUGGAUAAUGUGCAAAAAGCUCGGAGUGUUGUUUGUUUUAGUGACUCUGGGAUGCAUGCCAGUGACAUUAACUGCUUCCAUUCUCCCUGGAAUGUAACUUUGGCAAUAGCGAGAAAGGUACAGCCCUAAUUUAAAUUGCACAACGUUUAGCCUUUACCUUAUCUAAUGUAGCCAGCGGAAGCACCCGGGUGAGCACUAUUCUUCCAUGCCAGUCUUUGAUAUUUACACCGGAGCCAUCGGCCUCUCUCUCUCACACACACUCCAUGCAACAUUGUUUUAAUCCCAUUAUAGGAUUACUAGUUGCACCUUGCUGCUGCCCAUAUUGACAGCCUUUAACCUGACCGACACUUCAACUUCCGGUUUGAUGCCUUCACUUACAUGUGCUACAACAUUCAAUACAAAGCACCGCGAUUCAUAUCAGUCUUGUUGAUAGUUGAUGACUUAGGCAAAUGUACAUUUCCUAGCCAAGAUAGUGCCACUUUUUUGGCUGACUCCCUUUAGCUUUGGUUAUACUGUAUAGUGGAAUUAGCGAUGGGAGUAUUUUAGUCUUCCUCCUUGGUAUAUAUUCAUAGCACACUUAUAAGUGAAAUAGCUGUUUUUGUGGUCUCAUUUGGUGCCAUUUUAAUCACGUUCCACAUGACCGUUUGAACUCUUGGUUGGAUUAUGAUAUUUCUGCCAUUAUUUCCUGUUCCUGCUUUUAUUUUGCUAUGCCUGCAUUACCGUUACUGUGGUUAGAGGGAGCUGGGGAGCACACCUGUCUUUGACUUGUAAUUGAGGUUCUAUUCCUAAAUUUUCCUGGGAUUGUAUUACAUGUUUGUUUGAUGCAUCGCUUUUGGCUGUCGUGCUGUUUUUUAGUUUUGGCCUCCUUUUCGUUUGCGUUUUUGUUUCCAUCUCCCAUGGUGAGCCUUUGCUGUACCUCUAGCUUGGUUAUGUUGUUACUUUGCAUGUGUUGUGCAAGCUGUAAAAUGCACUUUUAAUUAAUAUUGAUGGGUAACUGAGGCCUCAUGAAGCAUUGCGGCACAUUACCCAAACUGUAUCGACACUGUGUCGGUACUGUGUCGCAGUUUUGCUCAAUACUGACACCUGCUAGAUCUUAAAGGGUGCGCAUCGCUGCCGUGACACAUCACACACAAACACUACAAUGCCACAUUUACCGCUUCCGGUGCUGUUCUCAGAUAGUAUAGUGUUACUUAUUCCACCCUUGGAAGGCGAAAGGUGUGAGUUGGAUCCUUUGUCUGGAUACUGUGUUUGAACCACAACAUCAAGAGGCCGAUUUUUGGCCCAGUUGACCCCCAGUCGAGAGGCUCCACUGACAUAUUGAUUCAAUGACCUACUGUAUACAACAAUAUUGAAAUGCUUGUAUUAUUUUAUAUAUUUAUGGAAGUUUAAAAUAGCUUUAUAUAUUUAAAAUAUACAGUCAAUAAAUAAUGAACAUGUGCCGUAAUGUGGAAAUCAAAGUGAAAGUUGUGAAUGUUAUGUUGCUUAUGUACAAAAAGUGGCUGCUAUAGACAGGUGGCCUCUAUAGACAGGUUGGCAUCCAGUUUGAAUGUUGACCAGUAGAGGAAAAAAAAAAGAAAAAAAAGGGAGAAAAAAAUAAUGUUGACCAGUAGAGGGCACUGUGGGACUGCGGAUAAAAGUUGUACAGCACACUAGGCUUGUUAUUAUCCACCACCCACAGAACAAAGCUGUGCUAGUAAUGUCUUACGCUUGUUUUUAAUAUUUUACUUUUUAUACGGAACAGCUUGGAGAUCGGGAAGACCUGGGUUUGAUUCUCCCCUGGGCAUUUCUGUGUGGAGUUUGCAUGUUCUCCCCGUGUGCGCGUGGGUUUUCUCCGGGUACUCCGGCUUCCUCCCACAUUCCAAAAACAUGCAGGUGAGGUUAAUUGGCGACUCUAAACUGUCCAUAGGUAUGAAUGUGAGUGUGAAUGGUUGUUUGUCUAUAUGUGCCCUGCGAUUGGCUGGCAACCAGUCCAGGGUGUACCCCGCCUGUCGCCCGAAGUCAGCUGGGAUAGGCUCCAGCAUGCCCCCGCGACCCUAAUGAGGAAGAAGCGGUAUAGAAAAUGGAUGGAUGGAUGGACUUUUGAUACGGCAGAGUGUCAUUACAGCUUCAGUUCAUCAGGAAGUGACGGGAAGUGACGGUGGGCGUCCCGAGCAGGAGAGCUAGGCUCAGUGCUAGCUGUGAGUUUCGAGAGAGUUGGGAAGUGUGUUUAUGUUGGCGUGGAUGUAAAGUCCUGCAGUUUUCUCCGCUGUUAUUAAAGCGAUUAAAGUGCAUCGGCGACGUGAGUCUCUCCUUCCCCACAACAAGCGGCAUUACAGUAUUGACACACAUUGUGCACAUUGUCUCACACCAGGAAAUAAACGGUGUCACUUGUUACAGGCAUUGCCUGGACAGCUAUGUAGUGGGGCUUGUUUAACCUUUGCCUUGUGGGCAAGCAGGAAGGAGAGACGAUGCUGAGAGAUGUGUGUGUGUUCUGAGCUGCUGUCUGGUGGCCGCGUUCAAUAAAUAAAGUUGGCAGAAGCAACAGGAGAAGUUUCCUUCUUUGCUUCGGAGCUGAAUAACACUGACAAGUUAACGGACUAGUAGCGAACGGAAAAGAAGACGGCUUUUUUGUGUCGAAUACAGAAGAUGAGGACUUUGAUGGAUUUGUGGAAGAGGAUUGAUCAAAAAUAACGUUGACCCCAAAGACUACAUGCUGACAGGCCUCAAGGGCGUCACGGCCGGUCGUCUCCCCGGAAAGCUGAACGGUCAACAGUUUGUCAUCCAGGAGUGCGAGAACUGCGACAUCUUCGUGUUCGACCACUCGGCGACCAUCACAAUUGACGACUGCGUCAACUGCCGCGUGGUCCUGGGCCCCGUCAGGGGCAGCGUCUUCUUCCGGGACUGCAAGGACAUCAAGUGCGUGGUGGCGUGCCAGCAGUUCCGCACACGGGACUGUAAAAAGAUGGAGGUGUUUUUGUGCUGUGCCACGCAGCCUAUCAUCGAGUCGUCCACCGGCAUGAAGUUCGGCUGCUUCCAGUACUACUACCCUGAGCUGGCCUUCCACUUCAAGGACGCCGGCCUCAGCAUCUUCAACAACAACUGGAGCAACAUCCAUGACUUCACACCCGUCUCCGGAGAGACCAACUGGAGCCUGCUGCCGGAGAGCGCUGCCGUGCUGGAGUCGGUGCCGGCCCCGGAUUCCGAGUCGGACUUCAAGUCCGUGCGGAUCUCGGCAGACCCGGGGCGCAGCAUCGUGCCUUUGACGAAAGGAGGACGACGCAAAGACAGUGAAGAGUCGUGCCUGUUUGUUUUCUUCGCCGGAGAGUACACCACCGCCAAUGCACGAAAGAUGAUUGAUGAGGCUACUGCCAAAGGCUUUGUGCUGAUCCAGACUAAGGAAGUGUCGAUGCGGCCCGAAGAUGUCAAGCGUGUGUUUCAAAACAACGCUGAGGAUCUGGUGGAGUGGAUCACGAAAGGUCCCGUCAUCGCCCUGGAGCUGAAUGGUGACGGCGUGGUGGAAGCCUGCAAGAACAUCGCCAGUGAGGUGUUCAGCGGCACAAAGGUGUUUGUCUCGGACAACAAGAACACAUCUUGUCGAGACGUGGACAGCUUCUUCAACUUCGCCGACAUGCAGAUGGGCUUGUGAUUGAUUGGCGCUGAUGAUGCAGUCGGGUCCGUCAAUGUUUGGACAGCUGCUCUUUUCUCUCUAUUUUUUGCACCGCUACAAUCAGUGUGGACCACCCACCUGCUACUUUGUUAAAGAACUUUUCUUUUCUUUUUUUUUUUUAUCACAAAGCACAGUCCAAACGUUUAUGGGCCUGACUGGUGUUGCAAUCAUAAACCUGCUAAUUGAGAUUAAUGCUAGCAGAAUUUGCUGUUAUUAGUUGUUGACAUGCUGUGGAUAUUUAUACUGUACAUGAAUGUAUUUGCUUCUAUCAAAUGUGAACGUAGAGCUCUCAGGGUGCGUUCACACUUGUCACGUUUUGCUUCGGUUAAAACAAACUACUCUGGUGCGUUUGCUCCGCUGGUACGGUUCCCUGUGGUCCCUGUGUGCGAGCGCCAUCCUCCCAACCUGGGCGUCACUUGGGCACGAACAUGAGUCGGACCAUUGUUAAAAAGACAGAAAUAACAAAUACGUACGAGGAAAUACUGUACAUCGGCAGUGCUGUCGCUCUGCCCUCGCCCUCUGUAGGUGUGAGAUAAUGCUCUUUAAAAGUAUAUUUCACAAGCUUUUGGUGAAAUCUAAGAUGGUUAAAAAAAGCGUUAUAUAAAAAUAACCUGCAUAUUCAACUAAGACAAUGUCACUUUUGAUAGGGAAGAUUUGAAUUGCGUCACGAAAGCUCUUUAAAAGUAUAUUUCACAAGCUUUUGGUGAAUUCUAAGAUGGUAAAAAUAGCGUUAUAUAAAAAUAACCUGCAUAUUCAACUAAGCCAUUUUGAUAGGGAAGAUUUGAAUUACAUCACGAAAGCUCUUUAAAAGUAUAUUUUACAAGCUUUUGGUGAAAUCUAAGAUGGUAAAAAUAGCAUUAUAUAAAAAUAACCUGCAUAUUCAACUAAGCCAAUGGCAUUUUGAUAGGGAAGAUUUGAGUUACGUCACGAAAGCUCUUUAAAAGUAUAUUUUACAAGCUUUUUGUGAAUUCUCACCCGGUAAAAAUAGCAGAAUAUGAAAACAGCCUAUGAAUUCAACCCAGCAGACGACAUUUUUAUUUGGUAUAUUUGAGUUACAUUGCAAAAAAUGUCACGAAAGCUCUUUAAAUGUGUAUUUCAGAAACGCGUCGAGAAAUCUGUGGAGGUAAAAAUAGAAUAUAAAAUUAACCUACGUAUUGAAAAUUGACGGCAUUUUUGUUUGGAAUUUACGUCCGGCAGCAAAUACCGAAAGCUCUUUAAGUAUGUUUUACAAGCUUUUUGUGAAAUCUAACAUGGUAAAUAUAGCAAAAAUAUUUUUAAAAAGCUACAUAUUCAACUCAGCAGAUUUCAUUUUGGUUUGGAAUAUUUGAAUUAUGUUGUGUAACAAGUCACCAAAGCUUAUUAAAAGUAUAUUAUACAAGCUCUUGUGAAAUAUUAAAUGAAAAAAAAAGCUGAAUAUGAAAAUAUCCUACGUACUCGACCAAAUAGAUGCCAUUUUAAUAUGGAAUGUCUGAGUUACGUUGCGUAAUGUGUCAUAAAAAUCCUUUUAAAGCAUAUUUUUAGAAGCUUUUCAUUAACUCUAAGAUGCUAAAAUGUAGUACAAUAUAAAAAUAACCUAAGUCUUCAACAUAGACGGCAUUUUGGUUUGGAAUAUCCAAGUUAUGUCAUGUCAUGUCUUCAAAGCUCUUUCAAAGUAUGUUUUAGAAGCUUUUUGUGAAAUCUAAGAUGGUAAAGAUAGCAAAAUCUAAAAAUAAGCUACAUGUUCAACCCAACAGAUGGCAUUUUGGUUCAGAAUGUUCCAUAUGUCAGAAAGCUCCUUUAAAAGUAUAUUUUAAAGGCUAUUUAAAGGCUAUUUUAAAAAAAGCAGGAUAUGAAAACAUCCUACGUACUCAGCCAAGUGGAUAGAAUUUUGAUAUGGAAUAUCGCAAAACUCUUCAAGUAUAUUUUUGACGCUUUUUGUGAACUCUAAGAUGGUAGAUGCAGCAGAAUAUAAUGUCAAAAUAACCUACGUAUUCAACAUAGACGCUAUUUUGGUUUGGAACUUUUGAGUUAUGUUGCGAAAUAAGUCACAAAAGUUCUUUAAAAGUAUAUUUUACAAGCUGUUUGGGAAAUCUGAGCAGGUAAAAAAAUAGAAAAUGAAAAUAACCCACGACAGUUAUGCCAUGUAAUAUGGAUGAAAGCUGUCCAAUCAAGUUCCGACAGUACUUUAUGCGUAUGUUCUUUGCUGCACAGCCUUUGGUCACAUGACAAAGAUAGAGGUGUGAGCGCCAAGCCAACUGCACCAAAGUGUCCACAGAGUAGAUUUUUUUUUAAAUUGUUCCAAACCACAAGUGUGAACGCAGCCCAAGUGUCCUUUGGACUCUCAGUUGUUCUUCACUGCCUGAAAGCUCGGGAGCACAAGAACGACAACAAUAUUAUUUAUGUAGAAAACUUGUGUCAUGUGUGUGAUUUAGCUGUGCAUAUUGUUGGAGGCAUUGCGCCGUGUAGGCGAUGAGUGCUAACAUAUUUCAAUAAGACGGCCAAAGAGCACGUGCGCAUAAUGCCGUGCACCUUUGCUGUUUCUUCACCAAAACAGAGAAAUAAACAUAUGUGCUGUUUCUUUUUUAAUAUAUGGCCAUCAUGUGAUCAGUCUUUUUUAUUAUUGUGUCAAAUGUGUUUUGUAUGCUUUACUGAAUGUUUUUAUAGCCAGACCAAUUGGUGUUCAAUUUUUAGUAAAAGUUUACAGAUGUG